AGUAUUAUAUAUCUUCAUAUUCACUUCUUGACUAUAGCAAGUAGAACUGAUUUUCUGCAUCGAUUCAAAUUGUUAGUAACCCGAAAAUGCUUAAGUAUCUGGCGGGAAUCUUCGUCAAGCCUCGCAAUGACUACGUGGAUGGUCGCCUGACCACUCCGUUGACCAAGAAAAUGCGCACCAGCUGUGUUCCGCAGGCCAGGAAGUCCUCCCAGGUGAAAAUAUCCUUGAUAUCCGCAAAGAGCAUUAUUAAAGGGAAGGGGAAGUCGGAAAACCGGGAGCCACGGCGCCGCAGGGAGGGGAAUCCCCAGGUGUCUCAACCCAUCAGCCGCUCCUCCAUGGAAUCCCCCAAGUUCCAGUUGGAAGAUCCCAUCAGCUAUAUAGUCAAUGUGGCGGCCUCUUCCUCGUCCAACGAAACCAUUCCCUUAUUACCGGGCGAAGUGCUCCGUAAUGACCAGAAGCCACUGGAGGAUCGGGAUCAGAAUCGGGUUUAUCGGACUAAUAAGAAGGAAUCCAGGUGUCCUGGUGGACUUCUUGGGCAAUCGUUGCCCGUUCCACCGCCUGUUACCCGCGUCCAAAGUUGGAUGAGCUGCGCCACAGCCCCUUUGGAUGCCAAUCCCUUCAACGAACUUGAUGACCUCUCCAUUUCGAAGCCGAUUUCCAUCGGCGGAGAUCAGGAUCCAAUUGGCUGGGAGAUGGGUUUGUUGGCAGAAGACUUCUGGUCAGCAGAUUCGGAUCCAGAGGCCAAGUAAAAUCGUGAAAUAAAUUAAGUGG
Messenger RNA from Drosophila rhopaloa, 771 nucleotides. RefSeq lists its product as uncharacterized. The transcript has a single exon. The record is from RefSeq and is a predicted model, not a curated record. The coding region runs from base 87 to 749 and encodes 220 amino acids. NCBI's taxonomy places the organism in Eukaryota, Metazoa, Arthropoda, Insecta, Diptera, Drosophilidae.